Symbiodinium necroappetens is the source of this 525-nucleotide messenger RNA. The record is from the annotation of a GenBank genome assembly. Lineage: Eukaryota; Dinophyceae; Suessiales; Symbiodiniaceae.
AUGUCUGGACGGUUUUCCAAGAAGACUGUGGUCAGGCCUCUUCGGCACACGGUUCAGAAGCGCGGCGCGCCAGGAGGCGCAGAAACCUUCCGUGAAAUCAUGCCUCUUAUGACGCGGCACAUAGAGUCAGGCAGCGUGGUGGCUGCUUCGGAUAGCGGCUCUGGACUUACAAAAGCAUGGCAGGCUCUUGGAGUUCCUGCAGCCCAAGCUAGGCAUGGCUUGGAUGAGAUGACGCCCACUGUUUCUUUUCCUUCCGCCUGCUUGUCAAACAAGCAGGCGCGAACAGUUCGGAAAGCUGCUGCGGUCAAGAAGAAGCCAGCAGCCCAGUUUUCCCCGAAAAAGAAGAGCUUCCGAAUAGUCGGAGGCGACAAUCAGUGUGAAUCGCAGAUCGCAGUAGGCAAGAAUCAGCUUCGCGAUUCCUGCAUAACCCUGGCCUCCGUAGUGUCUUGGACGCACUGCGCGCCUACCGCGAGGAUCGUGCCGGCAAAGUCGGCUGCAGCCCCGCGCACUUCGCAGAUGUGCUAA